Molecule: messenger RNA, 486 nt
Organism: Lotus japonicus
Lineage: Eukaryota; Viridiplantae; Streptophyta; Magnoliopsida; Fabales; Fabaceae
Product: histidine-containing phosphotransfer protein 4-like
Exons: 6
Coding region: 1-486 (161 amino acids)
Biological process (GO): cytokinin-activated signaling pathway; phosphorelay signal transduction system; phosphorylation
Cellular component (GO): cytoplasm; nucleus
Molecular function (GO): histidine phosphotransfer kinase activity; protein histidine kinase binding
Source: RefSeq, a predicted model, not a curated record
AUGGAGGAUGUCAACAUAAAAUAUUUUCAUGGAAACAAAUUUCAAGGAUUUCUAAUUCCCACCCAGUUUCAACAGCUGGAGCAAUUGCAAGAUGAGGAAAAUCCAAACUUUCUUAAGGAGGUUUUCUCUUCGUACUUCAUGGAUACCACUAGGAAGUAUGCUGAAAUUGAGCAAAAUCUUCACCAGGAAUCUUCAGGAAAGCAAGGGGAAGACAUGAAUAGGCUUAUACAAAGACUUAGGGGAAGUGUGUUGAACAUUGGUGCUCUCAAGGCAUUGAAUGAAGUCAAUAAGAUGAGAUAUUUUUUCGAAGAAGGCAACUUGGAAGGGUUCAAAGCUGCUUUUGAACAAGUGAAAAUGGAGAAUGAAAAUCUGCGGGUGAAAAUUGAUCCUUACUUUCAGUUGCUUGAGCAAGUAGGUUCAUCUGGGAAAGAAGAUAUCCCUGGGUCCCUAGCUAGAUCGUUAGCUGAGAGUUUUACCCUCAAGUGA